Messenger RNA from Podarcis lilfordi (Lilford's wall lizard), 1205 nucleotides. The record is from the annotation of a GenBank genome assembly. Lineage: Eukaryota; Metazoa; Chordata; Lepidosauria; Squamata; Lacertidae.
GUCUGAAAAUUGCCCGACUGGUGACCCUCGUCCAUGGGGACUUGCACCAUCUUGGACAACUAGAAGCCUUGCAUGCCUUGGCUCGCGUUAUGGUGGCUCUGGAGCCGGCACCAUGUUACGUGUGCCAGGGGGACGAGGCUCCCCGAGUCGCUGUCACCUUGCACAGGAAGAAAGGUGGCAAAGUGCUGCGGAAGGUGAGGCUGGCCGGGUGUCAGACGGGGAGGCGGAAUGUGCCUGGGGAGUGGGCGGCGUAGCAGGCGUGUCGGGGAACUGCCAUCGGCGGAGAGGCGGAGAUAGAGGGGAAAUGUGUUACAGGGAGCCUCCGAAAAUCUUGCGAAGCAGUUCCUCCCCCGGCGAGGAGGAAAGCCCCUCCCCCAGUGAAGAAGAGGUGCAGGGACCAGGGGAUGCUAGGGAGAGCCUCAACACACUUUUAUGCUGGGGGAGGUACAAAAACCGGCCACUCCCAGAUUCUGCUAGCGAUUGAGCCAGACAUGAACUUAUGACGCUCUGCACUGUAAAUAGUUUGCACCAAGAAUAGGUAAAGGUAAAGGGACCCCUGACCAUUAGGUCCAGUCGUGACCGACUCUGGGGUUGCGGCGCUCAUCUCGCUUUACUGGCCGAGGGAGCCGGCGUACAGCUUCUGGGUCAUGUGGCCAGCAGGACUAAGCCGCUUCUGGCGAACCAGAGGAGCGCAUGGAAACGCCGUUUACCUUCCCGCCGGAGCGGUGCCUAUUGAUCUACUUGCACUUUGACAUGCUUUCGAACUGCUAGCUUGGCAGGAGCAGGGACCGAGCAACAGGAGCUCACCCCGUUACGGGGAUUCGAACCGCCAACCUUCUGAUCAGCCAGUCCUAGGCUCUGUGGUUUAACCCACAGCGCCACCUGCGUCCCUUGCACCAAGAAUAAAGCCUGGAAAAGACAGGUCGGAGUCCUGCCUGUUUACUCUCGAGCAACCACACCCGCACCUGAUAAGGCGUAAAUCCUGCCUCCUGAGAAUACACAGUUUCCUUGCACCAGAGUUAACUUCCCUUACUAGGUGUGAUUUAGUGCUGACCUGCUCCUGACACCCCUCGCCCCUCUUUGCUCCCUCCCAGAAAGAACGCUUUACGCUGCUUCCGGGUUUUCUCCUGAAGCACCUUGGCGAGGUGCCACGGGACGGCGUUUCCGAAGGGGGCCGUCCAGAGGAUGGCAAAGCUUCGCCUACG